CAGGCUUCUACAGUCGGUGAGGUGGUCGCUCCUCCGGUGCUGCGUGAGGAUGUCAACAUUAACGGAGGCUGUAGGAAAUUAACCCAUAAAUGCGUGACGACGAGACGCCGCGGAGAAGCUCAGGCGCGGACAAGCGGGGUCAUGAUGUGCCAGAAGUCGAUGCUUUGUAGGGGAAAUCAGAGAAAAUAAGAGGAUUCGUUGUUAGUUCAGAGGGAGAAUUUAAAGCUUUGUUGCGCAUAGAAUAACGCGCUGGAGAUUUUGGAGAAGAGUGAAGCAACUCCUGCUCUGAUUAUCACACUGAAUGGACUUUUGAAAUACUGUGUCACUGUCUUUGACCAGCCAAAGAUCCGAGGAUGUUUUCGCUCUUCACGGAACACGCACGUAGCCCGCAGAGCGACCACUGACUGACCUUUUACGCACGGGGAAAGAUCCGUGCUCACACAUUUUGUUUUCGUGUUUAUGUGGAUGAACUUUGAAAUACAUUUUUAAUGAUUCGAGAUCUGAGCAAGAUGUACCCCCCGGCACGGCAUCCGGUCCCCCACCAGCCGGGACAGCCGUUCAAGUUCACUGUCACCGAGUCCUGCGACCGGAUCAAGGAGGAGUUCCAGUUCCUGCAAGCUCAGUAUCACAGUCUGAAAUUGGAGUGUGAGAAACUGGCCAGUGAGAAAACUGAGAUGCAGAGACACUAUGUCAUGUACUAUGAAAUGUCAUACGGACUCAACAUCGAGAUGCACAAGCAGGCGGAGAUCGUCAAACGGCUGAACGCAAUCUGCGCCCAAGUCAUCCCGUUCCUCUCUCAAGAGCACCAGCAGCAGGUGGUGCAGGCGGUGGAGAGGGCCAAGCAGGUCACCAUGGCUGAACUCAACGCCAUCAUAGGACAGCAGCAGCUUCAGGCUCAGCACCUCUCCCACGGUCACGCCAUCCCCGUCCCGCUCACGCCCCACCCAGCUGGCCUCCAGCCCCCCCUGCCACCGGGGGCCGGAACCGCUAGCCUGCUGACGCUCUCCUCCGCCCUCAGUCACCAGCUGCCGCUCAAAGACGAGAGGAAACACCACGAUAACAACAGCGAACACCCGAGAGACAGAGACUCAGUCAAGAGCUCAUCUGUUUCUCCUUCGGCCAGUUUCCGGGCUGGAGAGAAGCACCGGAGUUCAAGCGAUUACUCCUCCGACAGCAAGAAACAGAAGACGGACGAUAAGGAGUUGGCCUCGACACGCUACGAAAGCGAUGGAGAGAAAAGCGAUGACAACUUGGUAGUGGAUGUCUCCAACGAGGAUCCAGUGUCUCCACGAGGAAGUCCUGCCCACUCUCCUCGGGAGAACGGAUUGGACAAAAGUCGCCUGUUGAAGAAGGAUGCUCCCCUGAGCCCUUCCUCCAUCGCCUCCUCCAGCAGCACACCUUCAUCCAAGUCCAAAGAGAUUAAUUUGAAUGAGAAGUCCACAACACCUGUGUCCAAGUCCAGCACCCCCACAUCCCGCUCUGAUGCCCCAACACCCAGCAGCACCUCCACCCCGGGCCUGAGGUCUGCACCUGGUAAACCGACAGGUGUGGAGACACUGGCACCUGGGCUUCGUACGCCACUGGCAGUGCCCUGCUCGUACCCCGGGCCGUUCGGCAUGGUUCCUCACCCGGGUAUGAACGGAGAGCUGAGUGGAGCGGGUGCAGCCUACACCGGCCUGCACAACAUCUCCCCGCAGAUGAGCGCGGUGGCUGCUGCUGCAGUGGCAGCUUACGGACGAACACAAGUGGUGGGAUUUGAUCCCCACCACCACAUACGUGUCCCUGGCCUUCCGCCCAACCUGUCGGGCAUUCCUGGUGGAAAACCAGCCUACUCCUUUCAUGUGAGUGCUGAUGGACAAAUGCAGCCUGUGCCUUUUCCUCCGGAUGCGCUGAUCGGCCCUGGCAUCCCGCGCCACGCACGACAGAUCAAUACUCUUAGCCACGGGGAGGUGGUGUGUGCUGUCACCAUCAGUAACCCGACGCGUCAUGUCUACACCGGCGGCAAGGGUUGCGUCAAGGUGUGGGACAUCAGUCACCCGGGCAACAAGACCCCUGUAUCCCAGCUGGACUGCCUUAACAGAGACAACUACAUCCGCUCCUGUCGACUGCUUCCUGACGGACGGACUCUGAUUGUCGGGGGCGAGGCGAGUACUUUGUCAAUCUGGGAUCUGGCCACACCGACUCCACGGAUAAAAGCCGAACUAACUUCGUCAGCACCCGCGUGUUACGCUCUGGCCAUCAGCCCCGACUCAAAGGUCUGCUUUUCCUGCUGCUCCGACGGAAACAUCGCUGUCUGGGAUCUUCACAACCAGACUCUGGUUAGGCAGUUCCAGGGCCACACUGAUGGGGCCAGCUGUAUAGACAUUUCUAAUGAUGGGACCAAGCUGUGGACUGGAGGCCUGGAUAACACCGUCCGGUCCUGGGACCUGAGAGAGGGACGGCAGCUGCAACAGCAUGACUUCACCUCCCAGAUCUUCUCACUGGGAUACUGUCCAACAGGCGAGUGGCUGGCAGUAGGGAUGGAGAACAGUAACGUGGAGGUCCUACAUGUCACCAAACCUGACAAGUACCAACUCCACCUGCAUGAAAGCUGCGUGCUCUCGCUCAGAUUUGCUCACUGUGGGAAGUGGUUUGUGAGCACAGGAAAAGACAAUCUGCUCAACGCAUGGAGAACCCCAUAUGGAGCCAGCAUAUUCCAGUCAAAGGAGUCGUCCUCAGUGCUGAGCUGCGACAUCUCCAUAGAUGAUAAGUACAUUGUAACGGGCUCUGGAGAUAAGAAAGCGACAGUCUACGAGGUCAUCUACUAGGGGGAGGGGGAGCUGCAGCCGUUAAACAACAAGGCCAUCCUUCCAUCCAGACUCUCUGCGACAUCUCCGUCACCCCUGUACAGUUUCUGAUGUGUAUAAAAUGGAUUUGGAAGGAAGAAACCAAACACUUUAAGUCUUUCUUUGGAUCAUGACCUUUUGACCUCCUGGCUGGUCGUGGAUCAAAACCAACAAGCAGAACCAAGCACAGAGAUGCUGUUUUUAAAGAGUGGCUCUUUGUUAUUGUGAGGAUGAGUGAAUGUCCAUGUGCACUAAAUCUGGAACGGAUGCUGUUGUUGCAACACUGACCAGAUAACAUUCCUUUAUGUGACCCUUUUAUGUAAGCAUCUGACAUAUUUGUUUCUUUCCAACUUGUAGACGAGCAUCGUUGUUCACAUACAUACUUUGCCCAUGUGCUUUGUGUAUAUCUGGAGGCUUAAAAAGUAUUUGAACUAGGUGGCAGAUCAUUCCUGGCUGACUCCAGAAUAUCUUCCUAGAGAACUUCUGAUUUUACACAGCGUAACCAUGACCAAAAACUAAGGGAUGACUGCUAAUGCUAAUAUCAUGGCACAGGUCUCUUCUCAAAACUUUACGCCACUGUUGUCGUCUAUUCACAGUCUGGUGGACAUCCCCCCUAAAAAUGUUAUGACAUUUUUUUGUUUUCUAUCAAGAAUAACUAUUUUAACAUCAGCCCUCCACAAAUGAAAAACAUUUCUUAACAAAUGCAUGCUGAGUGGUACUCUAUGCGGAUGGUAUAUCUAGAAAAGUAUGGAGCUAGUUAGCUUAGCAUAGCAUAAAGAGUGCUCUGUUAAAAACUAAUUAUGACUAUUAGCAGCUUGUGAGGUUGUGGGAAAACCAGUAGUGACUCUAGUCAUUAUGCUCCUGUCCAAGAAAUAGUCUGGCUUCAGAGUCAGGCUAGCAGUUUAACCUCGAUUCCAAUCUUUCUAUGCUAUGCUAAGCUAAUGACCUUUUGGUUAUUGUUUCAUAUCUAAUGGACAAACAUGAGAGUGGUGUUGAUCUUAUUGUUCCUAAUAAGAAAGGUAGAAAGUGUAUUUCCCAAUAUUUCAAACCAUUCUUUUAAAUGCAGUUUGUGUCUGUUGCCUUUUUUUUUUUGUCAGCUUCUCUUAAUUCAACUUCAGAGCGAGUGUGUGAGCUCACUUUAUCUGUGUGUAUAUGCACGUAUCGUGUGUGACGUGUGUGUGUGUGUGUGUGUGUGUGUGUGUUUGACCCUGUGGGCAUUGAAGAAACAAUCUAAGAUUGCCCUCACUGCCCUCACUACAGACUGACCUUUGCACUUGGUUCUGCCCCUUAAGUUCAGACUCCUCGGGAUGCUCACUGGAUCCUGUCUGACAGUUUUCAGUAAAGCUGUUGGUGUUGGGAGGUCAACUGGCCCCUACCUUUCACACCCGGAUUUUCUGUUAAGACUUUGGGGCAUUUAUUUGACAAACAAGUGGUCAGCGAUAUGGUCGUGAUUUCUCUUGGAUUUACUUCUGUUGGCUUGUAGAAAUAACACAGUGCCUUUAUACUGCUACGCUUCUGACUCCAUUACGUCCUGCUGAGUGUUCAACUACACGAAGAGCUGAAACGCAAUGGACUCUGUUGGAGUGGUUUUUAACAAUAACUGUUUUUGAGUGUACAUCUUGCAACAUUUUAGGAUUGAGUUUAUUAAAAAAAAAAAAAAAAAAGAUCAGUUAUCAGCAAAGUAACACAAAUGGUAUCCCAGGUUAUCCAGUUCGGUUUGUAACAGUUGUCCUCUGAAAAAAUCAGCACCAAACUUGUCAUUGUUUCACCUGCUUUGCUGAACACAUGCACGUGAGAUACAUUAUUCAUGGCUACAGCUGCUUCAGUCUGAUUGUUUGAAGCACGGUGCUUUUGUUUUUAGAGCUAUGUUAUUCUUCGCUCUACUUUUUCAUCUGCUUUCAGACUUUGUUCUUGUCGCUGCUGAAGUUCUGUUUCAUCGCUACAACACUACACACACGUGUGACUCUUGUCUACAGAUACGUCAGUCAUUACUAGCGGAGAUUUAAGUCUUUAGAUUCUACUCUCUACCACACGAACCUAAUAGUAUCCUCAAUCUUAACUUAAAGGAGCUAUUUAUACGUUUUUCUAUUGCUACAUAGCCGACAUUAACAUUAACAUUAACAGCUGUUUAGAAGAAAGGUUGUGAGUUCAGCAUCAAACUUAAUUCCUUCACUCGCCAAGAGCUGUCUCCAAUGCUAGUGUUAACUCUUGUCUCUAUCACGUCUCUUCCUCUACUGAAGUUAACACGCCCUGGCUCAUCUCGUCACUUUCCCAUAGCGACUCACUGUAGCCUCCAUUCUGCCCUGAAGACGUAGCGCUGCACAGAGGGUGUAUAACCUCUUGUCUUGUAAAUGCAAUGAUGGCCGCAGUUCUUGUCAAGCGAUAAUCUUCACCAUCCACUCUGGGCAAGAAACGACAUUUAGCGGUAAAGAAAACUUAUAGCCCCUUUAAACAGCCGUUUUCCACUUUCUAUCUAAAUUUAACCAUCUGGAGGCUCAGUCUUAAACGUAAUCAUUUUAAAAUAUGUGCCUAAACCCAACCUCCUGUUCAGCUACCAACCACAACCCAUGUGUGAUCCAUAACUUUACACCAUCAAAAGUUUUUUUCUUUUUCCUUUUUUUUGGAGAAUAGCUGAGUGAUACAGAAACGUACAAACAGACAGAGAUUGAUAUCAUGUGUACUACUGAUAUUUUAAUGUCACAACCUGAAUAUUUUAGCUUUAACUUCCACUUGUACGCCCGCUGAAUGCAAAAAAAGAUGUGUUCAGAUGGCAAAGAUAGCACUAAACAGAGAGAGGUUUCCAGUGCUCCUGUUGUCCAUUGGGAUAGGAUUGAAAAUAUUAUACCUGAUCUCAUACAUGUCAUUCAUGUUAGAGCUGCCCUCUAACAUUUAUAAUGUCACCAUUUGCCAUUUGAAGUAGAUGUGCUAUAGCCUAUAACCUAUUUCAUUGACUCAGUUUCUGCCUCCCUCUUUCCUUUCACAAGGACACCCUCUGAUAGUCUUAGAAAAGAUAAAAGUGAUGAUGACCAUGAACUAAAAUAUCUUGAAUGGUUUAUCUCUCUUGUUUACUUUCCAAACUGAUGAAGAGAGCAGUCCUCAUGCUCAAUACUAAUCUGCCUGAGACCUACUAAUCUGUGUUAUCGUACAUAAAUAUACACAUUAAGUUCAGUUUGUGUCAGCCUGCGACACUCUCAUGCAAGAAUGACCUCUCUAAGAUUCUGAGCACAUAUGAAAGCUCUUUGCAGAAAAUCAAUGCACAUCAAAUCAGUUUUUAAAAGGCUUUAUACAGUAUUUGCACU
Messenger RNA from Seriola aureovittata, 6124 nucleotides. Its product is annotated as transducin-like enhancer protein 4. Gene Ontology annotation, cellular component: nucleus; transcription regulator complex. The record is from RefSeq and is a predicted model, not a curated record. The coding region runs from base 489 to 2807 and encodes 772 amino acids. The transcript has 20 exons. Gene Ontology annotation, biological process: negative regulation of canonical Wnt signaling pathway; regulation of DNA-templated transcription. Gene Ontology annotation, molecular function: protein binding; transcription corepressor activity. NCBI's taxonomy places the organism in Eukaryota, Metazoa, Chordata, Actinopteri, Carangiformes, Carangidae.